Candida tropicalis MYA-3404 is the source of this 1818-nucleotide messenger RNA. It is a transcript of the gene NAG3, whose product is annotated as Nag3p. Lineage: Eukaryota; Fungi; Ascomycota; Pichiomycetes; Serinales; Debaryomycetaceae. The transcript has a single exon. Gene Ontology annotation, biological process: transmembrane transport. Gene Ontology annotation, molecular function: transmembrane transporter activity. Bases 1 to 1818 code for a protein of 605 amino acids. The record is from RefSeq and is a predicted model, not a curated record.
AUGUCUAAUUCCCCUUUGAAAAAAAAAAAAAAAAAUUUCAGUCGUCUAUACCCAACAAACAUGUCUGAUAAUACUACCUUAGAUAACAUUAGUGUGGAUUCCGAAAAAGUUGUUGAUUUUGGUGAUGCCAUCCCACAACAACACAAUAAUCCUAUUACAAAUAUAAUAUCUCGUAUACACACACAUGAAUCCGAGCAAAGAGAACUUGAAAAACUUGUCACGAACAACAAAGGUGUGGAAAGAAUCAUUUCCGAAUUAGGUGAAGGUGCUGGGCAAUUAGGUCCAUUGGAACAAGCUUAUGAUGUGAAAAAAGUUGAAACCCAUGCUGAUCCACACACCGAUUAUAAUGCAGAUGAUCAAUGGCAAUACCCUAUUGAUGAAGAAACACAAUUAAGAUUGGUGGAUUGGGUUGAUGGCGAUAAACAAAACCCCAAAAAUUUCAGUAAAUCAUUCAAAUGGAUAUGUACUGUGUUGUUGGGUCUUAUCUGUUUUGUUGUUGCCUUGGGUUCGGCCAUUGUUACUGGUGAUAUGGAUGCCCCUGCUGAAUACUUUGGUGUUUCCAUGGAAGUUAUGAUCUUGGCUUCUGUUACCAUGUUUGUCAUUGGUUUUGGUGUUGGUCCUUUGGUGUUUGCUCCUAUGUCUGAAGAAGUUGGUAGAAAACCAAUCUACGUUAUCACAUUAUUUGUUGCUGUCAUUUUUAUCAUUCCUUGUGGUGCUGCCAAGAACAUCGGUACCAUGAUUAUUUGUCGUUUGAUUGAUGGUAUUGCAUUCAGUGCACCAAUGACUUUGAUUGGUGGUUCGUUGGCUGAUCUUUGGGAAGGGCCAGAAAGAGGUACCGCCAUGGCUGUGUUUUCCGCUGCUCCAUUCUUAGGUCCAGUGUGUGGUCCUAUCUUUGGUGGUUUGCUUGCUGAUCAUGCUCCAACCUGGAGAUGGAUCUACUGGACUUUCUUAAUCAUUGCUGGUGUUUUCUAUGUUAUCUUUGUUGCUGUUGUCCCAGAAACCCACCACGGUAUUUUAUUGAAAAAGAGAGCCAAGAAGUUGAGAAAAAUCACCGGUGAUCCAAGAUACAGAUCCUUCAACGAAUUGCAAGUUAGAAAAUUCAGUGAAGUUGCCAAAACUUCUCUCUUGAGACCAUUCCUUUUGUUAAGUGAAUUAAUUGUGUUUUUGAUUACUUUGUACAUGUCUGUUUUGUACGGUUUGCUUUACAUGUUCUUCUUUGCCUACCCAAUAGUAUACCAAGAAGGUAAAGGUUGGUCUGCUUCCAUGACUGGGGUUAUGUUUAUUCCAAUUGGUGUUGGUGUCAUUUGUUCAUCAUUAGCCGCUCCAUUGUUCAACACAGAUUACAACAAGAGAGCUCAGAAAUACAGAGACAGAGGUGAACUUCCACCUGCAGAAUUAAGAUUAAUCCCAAUGAUGAUUGGAUGCUGGUUUGUCCCUGCUGGUCUUUUUGCCUUUGCCUGGUCCUCCUACGCACACAUCUCAUGGGCCGGUCCAUGUUUCUCUGGUUUCGGGGUUGGUUUCGGUUUCCUUUUAUUGUACAACCCAGCCAAUAACUACAUUGUCGACUCCUACCAACAUUACGCUGCUUCUGCUUUGGCAGCAAAAACAUUUGUCAGAUCCAUUUGGGGUGCUUGUGUUCCAUUAUUCACUAUUCAAAUGUACCACAGAUUAGGUUACGAAUGGGCUACAUCUUUGAUGGCAUUUAUCUCAUUAGCAUGCUGUGCCAUCCCAUAUUUGUUCUUCAUUUACGGUGCAAGAAUCAGAUCAUUCUCUAAAUAUGCCUACUCUCCAAACAUGGAAUCCAAAAGACCUCAAUAA